Molecule: messenger RNA, 3250 nt
Organism: Styela clava
Lineage: Eukaryota; Metazoa; Chordata; Ascidiacea; Stolidobranchia; Styelidae
Biological process (GO): regulation of transcription by RNA polymerase II
Molecular function (GO): protein dimerization activity; RNA polymerase II transcription regulatory region sequence-specific DNA binding; DNA-binding transcription factor activity, RNA polymerase II-specific
Source: RefSeq, a predicted model, not a curated record
CAUUGACUGAGCGCAGCUCAAUGGCUCUUUGUCCAGGUACAAGUACACCAGAUGGCAGUAACGCAUCGAUACACAAUAUAUCAAAUGGAAUAUGUGUGGUUGACAUUAACAGUGCUGCAUUGGGACAACGAAGACUGAAGUACAAUUGUUUUUCUGAUUUGAGGAUCUUAGAUGUCCUGAAAUGAAAGAUGAUGUUGGUGGAAGAUGAAUCAUCUAAGAAUCAUGUGGAGGAAUCAAGUUCUACAAAGGAUGAAUCAUCUCCAUCUAAUCUUACAGAUCUUCAUUGUCAUCAACAACAUGCUAGAAAUGAGAGGUUAUUGAAUAUACGAAAAUUAAAGUCAAGAAAUGCAGCGCGUACGCGAAGAGGGAAAGAAAAUUAUGAGUUUUAUGAGUUGGCAAAGUUGUUGCCGAUUCCUGUUGAGACGUCGAGUCAACUUGAUAAAGCUUCAAUUAUUCGUCUCACAAUGAGUUUUUUAAAAUUGAGAGAAUUCAACUUUUGUGUUGAACCCCAAUGGAAUCUAGUGAAUGAAGGGCCACCUCCAAACCGUACAGUAAAAGAUGCCUCAAGGUCAGUAAAGUCUGCUCUACAACAGGUUGCAAUGACUAAAAUAAUCGAAGAACAACUAGGAUCACGUAUAUUACAAAGCCUCGAUGGAUUUAUGUUUGUGCUAAAUUGUUCAGGAAGAUUUUUAUAUGUUUCUGAAAGUGUUUCUAUAUUUCUUGGAUUAUCACAAGUUGAAAUGAUUGGAAGUAGUAUAUUUGAUUAUACAUAUCCUGAUGAUCGUAAUGAACUUGCCGUCCAUCUUAGCGUUAUGUUGUCUCCUUCAAAAACUGAUGAUGUCACAAUGGGAAGCAAUAAUAAUACAAAAAAGCAAUCAGAAAAAGAGAAGAAUUGUGUCCGAUCUUUCUUUAUAAGAAUGAAAUCAACUCUCACAAAACGAGGUGUAACUCCCAAAUCAUCCUAUUACAAGGUUGUCCACAUGUGUACUCGAUCACAAUGUCCACCAACAAAACGAAAUGGAACAAAAAACCUCACUACAAGAUCUGAUUGCAAUAACUUAUCAAAAGAUUCUAACGCAACACGUAAUCCAAUUGGAUUGAUUGGUUUUGGGGCAUCCUUGCCACCAUAUAGUCUAAGCGAACUCCCACUUCAUGAAAACAUUUUUACAAUGAGAGUGAAUCCAACACUAAAUUUUACAUACUGCGAUCCAGCAAUUGAAGAUAUGUUGGGAUACAAUGUGCGGGAUGUCGUAGGACAAAGUUUUUAUCACAGUAUUCAUGCAGGAGAUGUCAAUAAAAUAAAGAAAUGUCACAUUGAAUUAUUGACUAAAGGACAUGUCAGAACACCAUACUACAGGUGGAUGCACAAAUCCGGAGGAUAUAGAUGGAUAUAUUCUUCUAUUACAUUGCUAGCUAAUCAAAGACUUUAUCCUGAACAAUCAUUUAUAUGGAUUAACAAUGUAAUAAGUGGUAUUUGUGAAGAAAAUCAAGUUAUUGAUUUAUUUCAAUUUCCACAAGAAGAAAUUGAUCGUCGAAAAAAUUUAUUAGAAAAGCAGAAAUUAACUGAAGCAAAAACUAAAUCCAAGGUGAAGAAAUCAAGCAAUGAAAAAGAUUCGAAAAAGACAAAACUUUGCAAAAAUAAAAAGGAAGAAACUUCAGAAACAUCAUCAGAAGAUAGUAAUAACAUAUCAGAAAAGUCCUCAACAUCUAAGGAUUUUGAUGAAUCUUCUUCAACUGAUUGCAAUAACAAUUCUGUAACAAUUGAUGAAAAAUAUCAAAAUCAAAAGCAUCCUAUUUGUCAAGAGAAUUUAGAUGCUACUAGCAAAAGGAAUUCUAAGCGAAAACUAUCUACGAUUGAAUCUGCCAUUCCCGGUGGGAAAGAGAGAAGAAAUGACAAUGAAGCUUCGGAAAUAACAGAAACAAGUAUGCCACAGAAUGAUGGUGAAACCGAUAAUGUGAACGCAAUCAAAACCUCCCAUGAUAAAACAUCUAACGCAAAGCAAAGCGGACAACUUGAUAAAGAAUCGAGAUUAAAAUCUGACAGUGCUAUUGAAAAUGAUGCCACUAUAAAUAAGCCAAACGAUGGAAGUGGUGUGAAGAUUUAUUGUAUGGCUACUGAUUUUUCUGGUGUUAAAAUAGCUGCGAAGCAUUUGGCAAAACCAAUAAUUUACGCUGAUUCAGUUUCUGAAUACAUGGACGUUGAUUCAACAAUGUGGGCAAAUCCUCCAAAUAAAGAAAUUUCGAAUCAUAACGAUCUUCCUCCAGGUAUAAAACAAAUGCCAGGUUUAUGGUUUAAUAGACAAACACAAACACCUUCUGCGGUUCAUCAUCACUAUCCUUUUGGCAUUAACCCGAAUCUACUUCACUCUAAUCCACUACUGGCAAAAAUCAUGAUGGCAGGUUGGGCAGGUCAUCGUUUACCAGGUGCUGAUACUUUCAUGGUAACUGCACCCGUUCAAUUAAUGUCUCCGAUUCGAUUGCCUGAAAAUAUGGACGAGGGUGAUUUUGCAAAAUGUAACGCGGCUUCACAAGCCUCAGUUGCAGCUGUUUUAGAAGAAUUAAAAAAAGAUCCGCUUCAUAAGGUGAAUCCACCAAAUAAAGUCGUUUUGCCUAGUCUCCAUGACAAUGGACUUAACAAAUCGACGAUAAUAUCAGGCUCGAAAAACUUGUUGCAUUCCGUUCCAUGUUUUAACAUGGGCGAGACUUUGUCUGACGGUAAAACAAUGCUGCCUAAUACAAGCACUCAAACCAGCUCAACAGGUUUGCCAUCCAGGGCUCUUACUACCUUGAAUCUAUACACAAAUGAAGUUUUAAAUCAACAUGUGAGAGCUCAAACCGUAAUACAAGUUCCAAGUACAAUAUUAGUUCCAACAAACAGUAUGGUAUUUAAUAGUACAGAGCAUCCUCCUCUACUUGCUAUAAACUCGGAUAACGGGUUAAAAUUGCCAAUACCGUCAACUCCGUUUCAACAACAUGUAAAUCCGUGUGUUAUUCAACCAUUCUCGUUCCCUCAAGUUCCAAAAGUUCCUUUUUGAAAGUUCCAGCGCUUUUUUAUUAUUUUUCUUUGUAUACCUAUGAAUCAAUUUUUAAUUUUAAAUUGUUGCAAAGUAAGAAUUUAUUAAAUUGAAGUGAUGUUCCAAAUGUCAAGUUCAUCAAAAUUAUUGAUGUUAACUUAAAUUUUUGGGUAGUCAAAUUAUUUGUUACCAAUUUGUUUAGGUUUUUUAAUUUCAAGCGAAUUGAUGUCGAUAAA